Morone saxatilis (striped sea-bass) is the source of this 2820-nucleotide messenger RNA. RefSeq names its product mitochondrial poly(A) polymerase (gene mtpap). The transcript is spliced from 9 exons. Lineage: Eukaryota; Metazoa; Chordata; Actinopteri; Moronidae. Gene Ontology annotation, molecular function: nucleic acid binding; poly(A) RNA polymerase activity. The record is from RefSeq and is a predicted model, not a curated record. Gene Ontology annotation, cellular component: mitochondrion. Bases 8 to 1759 code for a protein of 583 amino acids.
CCCGCGCAUGCGCCUUUCGGUUUACUUGGGAGCAGCAAUGGCGUCCCCCUUUGCCGUGUGCAGGUUACAUAUGAGAGUAAGGGCUGGCCUGGUGAAGAGUCUACACAAGGUCGACACUUCUCUCCGCAGAAAUAUCGUAACAAACGUUGUUGCCUCGAGUGCCGAAACACCCCAGAAGGACGAAACUGAUGAAAAGGAUGGACGCAAAUCUUUCUCUGCUGUCCAGGUAGAGAGACAAGGGCAGGCAGAGAGAUCUGUUCUCAUGAACUGCCCUCCCAAAAUCAAUGAGAAAAAGUUCCUCACGUAUUUUUCAAGACAUGGAGAUAUUAAGAAAUACUUCUUUUAUGAAAGAAAUGGCUUGUAUGCCGUUGUGGAAUUUGCCAACCGGGAAAGUGUUGAGUCGUUACUUGAAGCGGCGACCAUCCCCAGCGUCUCCAAUGAGUUCCCGCUGCCUUUUAAAUCGAGACUGUUGUCACUGUGCCACUACGGCUCAGAGGCCUCACCAAACCAGCAGUCAGGCCAACAGUGCCAACCACAAACCACCAUUCCCAUCAACCAGCUCAUAGACAGACUGUCCAGGAAGGAAAGUAUAGACCAACAGGUAACCUCCCUGAUGGAAACCUAUCAGCUAACAGAUGAUAACAUCCGUUUGCGUUUCCUAGUCUGCUCUCUGCUACGGGACAUUGCUGCUGCCUAUUUCCCAGAAUGCACCAUAAAGCUUUUUGGCUCAUCAGUAAACGGCUUUGGAAAGCUGGGCUGUGACCUGGACAUGUUUCUGGACUUGGAUAACAUCAGUGGGAGAAGAACAGAGAAGCAAAAAUCGGGUAUGUUCCUGGAGUACCGGCUGAAGAGUGUCAGCACGGAGCGCGCCGUCACUCAGCGCAUCCUGUCCUUCCUCGGAGAGUGUGUGGACCAGUUUGGGCCUGGGUGUGAUGGGGUGCAGAAGAUUCUCAACGCACAAUGUCCCCUGGUCCGUUUCUUCCACCAGCCCUCUGGCUUUCAGUGUGACCUCACAGCCAACAACAGGGUGGCGAUAAAGAGCACAGAACUGCUCUAUCUGUAUGGAGAGCUGGACCCACGGGUGCGUCACCUGGUAUUCACCGUGCGCUGUUGGGCCCGAGUUCAUUGCAUCACCAGCAGCAUCUCCGGGGCCUGGAUCACCAACUUCUCCCUCACCGUCAUGGUGCUAUUCUUCCUGCAGAGGAGGAAUCCUCCCAUUAUCCCCUGCCUGGACCACCUAAAGGACCUUGCAGGUCCCACGGACAAGAGCGUGAUUGAGGGGAACGACUGCACGUUUGUCAGCGACCUGAGCAAGAUCCAGCUGCAGAGAAACACAGAAACACUGGACCAACUUCUGCAUGAAUUCUUUGAAUUCUACAGCACCUUUGCAUUCAGCAAGAUGUCCAUAAAUAUCAGAAAGGGCAAAGAGCAGAACAAGCCGGCGAAAACCCAUCUGCACAUCCAGAACCCGUUCGACAGCUCUCUGAACAUCAGCAAGAACGUCAACGCCGCACAGCUAGAACGCUUUGUGGCUUUGUGUCAGGAGAGCACCUGGUUGCUCCAGCAGACUAAAACCAACACAUCUAGAAGUGGUAAAGGAGGCAGCGCUUCGACACCUUGGGGACUCGCUACCCUGCUCCAGCCCACCAAGGUUGCAGAGAUCAAAAGUCACAAGAAAAGGAGAGCGGGGCUCGCCAGUGAGAGAUUAAAGGGCUUGAUAGAAUCCUUGAAGAAUGGCAGUCAGCUAAAGAAAAGCUAGGCUCUUGGGAGAUCUCAGAAUUCAGCUCCACUCUCUUACAAUUGCUUUAACACAUUCAUUGGUGGACACCUGCUGGUGCUAUUGUCUGAUGCCUCACUGAGGAGGUGAGGGGCAGCUUCUGCACUGGACUGUUCCAAACAUGGACACUGGAGGGUGUUACUGAGGCCUGUAUGUGAAUAUGUUUGGGACCUAGAAUAAGGGACUGAUGACUGCGUUCGUUUCUGUAGAUUACUCUGUUGUAAUUAAAGCCAGUACAGUGGAAACUGAUGCAAGUCCAGUUCCUCAUGUUGAAGCUUGUUCAACAGAUUCAAUUGACUCAAAAUCUGUUGUACAUGGAUAUUAUAAUUUACACAGAUAAGCAACAUCAUCUGUUUACAACUCAAACACAAUCACUAUGGAUAUUGUUUUUGUACUGUUGUUCCAAUAAUAAUCAAUAAUAAUCGAGAUUGUAUUGCAAACUGUGUUUGGUUAUUAUGGAACUUCAAAACUGACAAAAGGUAGUAAAAGGGUAUCGGACACAUCAAAAUUAUAACUGACAUCAUUACUAUUAGUUAAAUAGUAAAAAGGAGUCUAGGAAUACGGUAAAAGAAACAUUUUUUAUUGUUUUGAUUUCCUUUAACCUUACCUCCAAUAAGUUGAAUUAAAAACUUAUAUAUUUCAGUCCUCUUUUGUGUAUCUGACUAGCUCAUUGUGUUUUAACAUGAGGGAGACAGAAAGGGCAGGGAAGAGAGAUGGUAUGACAUGCAGCAAAGGGCCUCAGGCAGACUUGAACCCAGGCCACUACGGUAUGGACUCAGCCUUGACACAUGAUGCAUGCAACUCGCUCUACCAGGCGAGCUUUCAGAGUGCCCUGAAAAUAAAUUUCAUCUUAAAUCUACCUUACCUUCAUCUAAGUGAAGGUAAUGACGUAUACUACUGUAGCUCUGCUGUACAAACACACUACGCUCAUCUCCAUAACACCGUCUUACCUGUGGUAAAUGAGUAUGUUUCAGUCAGCCAACAACCAAGAUGCGCAGUGCUAAUACUAUCAAUUUCCAUGUAAUAAAAUUGUUUUAGGUUAA